This is a messenger RNA of Notodromas monacha, 7723 nucleotides long. NCBI's taxonomy places the organism in Eukaryota, Metazoa, Arthropoda, Ostracoda, Podocopida, Cyprididae. The record is from the annotation of a GenBank genome assembly.
ACCACUGUCCGGACGAUCCGAUGCAAAAGCAAAUGAAUCAUCAGGAAGAGGCAGUUGAUACUCCAGGCUUGAAGAAGCUAAAUCAAUCCGCGUUGUCCGCAGUGCAAGAUCAUAUCGAAGGUUUAAUCUCGAAUUACUCAAUCCGCCUGGGUACCUCGGUUAAUUCAUCUUGCGAAGCCGAAGUAUUCUCUUCACAACUCACGUACAUACGCCCCAUUUUAAUAGCGUAAAUGUUCAUGAGGAUUUUAUUAUUCCGGAAAGGUACCUUGGCUUUUUGAUUGCAAAUUUAAGCGAGGCUUGGACUCAUUAGAUAAAAGUAUUCAUCUCGGUCCAAAAAUAUUUCUUUGUUGCUUGCUCCUUUCGUGGGUGCCCCUCUCGAUGUUUUCUUCACUUCUCGUGCUGGAACCCUCGAGUGGUUCACGAUAAUCUAUCUUCGUGUGCCGUGUAGCGUCAUGGAGAAAGAUCUCCAUAAUUCUUUAGUGAGUCAGAAACCGCAGAGAAGAAAAAAAUUGAUCGUGUCUUCAGUAACCCUUGCGCAGCCGCAGUAUUUUCAUCAUCCGUAUCGACGCUUAUCAGAAGUGAUUACGUGACAACUGUAAAUAUGGAUCGAGCGGGAUUUGCUGAGCCUCCGACUCGGGGAUCAAGGAAGAAAAUAUCCGAAUCGGCGGAAUUGCAUCCUGUGCCUCGUCCAAGGAAAACGUUUGCUUGCGAUGUCGACCCGGCUGUUUCGGCACAACGUGAUGUCCACGGGAAGCCUCGUGAAAAUUAUCACCUGCGCUAUCGCGGACCUGAUGAAACCAUGAUUCCUUCGGAAACGGCCGUCACAUCGGCGCCGUCGAUGCCGUCAUCCUCGUCAGUGCUUACUGCCGAAUGCCGACGCGUUCGACAGCGAGUGAUGUGCUAUGACGACGACGACAGUGGGGUUUACGUGGCUGAUUCGUCGCGGCAACUGACGGAAACGUCGUCGGCGACUGGGAGCAACACCAGCUCCAUCACUCGGGUACGACACUGGGCCAAGCUUCAUCAUCGACAUUUCGACGCCGUCCGCAACAGUACGGUGGAUAUGGACGAAUCCGAAGGGAUAUACGAACUUGAAUUGCUGUUCCCAUUCGUGUGCGACAGCGGAACAGUCUCGUCUCCUAUAUCGAAUAUUUUCUUGGUGCCAAGCUGCUGCAGUUACGAUUGCGGCGGAUCUGUGUCGAAUAGUCGACACGCGCAGAGUCCGUAUGUAUACGCAGUGAAUGCUGGAACGAGGCUGACGAAUGGCGAUUUCCGUCGCGUGAUUGCCGCCAGCAGAGAACCCAGAUCAACGCCUCGCCGUGUUUCGUCUCCCGUCGUCACAGUUGAAGCUAUGCAAUCUGUUUCUACGAAUAAUGACGGAAUGAGCCGCCAAGACCUGAAGCAAAUCAACUUAUCGGAAAGGGCGGAUUCGACGAAACGACAUUCCGAUUUGGCACGUUAUGGGGAUGAAGACGUGAGAGGUGUGGAGAACGAGAAGGAUCAGCGACGAGAUGUUGAAGAGAAGCGUGUCAAGUCGAUGAAUAACAAGAAUCCAGGCUUUGCGACGAGUGGCGGGAAUAAGAGGAAUGCUGUCAGUGAAACAAACGCUAAUGCUGACGGGUAUCUCGCUGCUAUUGUUCGUCCUCGUGGCAAUUAUAUCGGUCGUUCGAUUCGGAAUAUUCCGCUGCGCGAUUUGCCAGACGAUCAAUUGUUGCGGGUUAGCCGGGAUCGACGGAAUGCUCUCUACUUGUCUCGUCAUCCACCAAAUUUUUCAUGUUCGACACCGAUCCCGAGAGAUGAACUUGGAAGGGUUGAAACUCAUUUACUUCCGGACGAUGAAGACGACGACGAGGAGCUCGGCGAUGGUGUUUUCGAAGCGAGGGACAUGGAAAAAGCGGAAGCCAGGAGUUUGCUGCAAUAUCAAGAACGUCGUUCGUCUGACAGCGGAAGUUAUAAACGUGUCGUCGGAAUGCCGCCCCGUGAGCCUUUCCACGAAUCAGAUACUAUGCGAAUCGGCGGAGGAGAGAAAUCUGGAGGAGGGGAAGUUGUACCCGACGUAAUCAUCUCUAAAGCGGGCGAUUCUGAAAGAAAAGGAAAACCGCUUUCAUUGGGUGAUGGAGUCGGAGAAACUUUGGUUGCUGAAAAGGACAAGAAACCUGAGCGUGUUCCGGAUCUUGAAACGUUGGAUCACCUGACGUGCGUGGAACUCAAGCGAGUCGGCGAGGAAGACGAAUCGGAGGAAUUGGACUACCUUCGAAGCAUCGGCGUUCUGCACAAAGAAUCCACUUCACUCCGGGACAAAUUUUUGUACAAGCUCACGUUUCGCUGCCCCGGGGAUUCCACUAGUGAUGUAUCAAAACCCAAGCUUGACGAACUUCCGGAUACUUCUCACAAGCCACUUUUUUACGUCACGAGGAAACUGAAGUGCUUGUCUACAUUUGCACUGGGCACUUGCACUGCGGGUUAUCGAAUGCGCGUGUUGGACAGGCGCGGGAUUCCGCUGCUAGAGGUGCAUAAGCCAUGCAAGUUUUUGCCUCCUGGGCUUCGUCGGAUUAUUCCUGGAGGCUCGGAGGCAAAUAUAUAUUUGGCCAAGGAUGGACAGUGUGGAAAGGCUCAACUGCAAUUGUUGGGGAGGAUCAAAAGACGAUUUGGUUUCGGCAGAAUGCCUUCGUUUACUGUUGUGGAUGAAUACGGACUUGCCCAGGCUCAUAUAUGGAAGAACAACGCUGGUGACGGAUUCAAGAUUAAAUUCGUGGCUAUACCGCCAGGAAUUCAACGUCGCGGGAAUCUCUGUUCAGACACGAACGAGUACGAGUUAUCGACUAGGAUUCUAUUCACUUAUCCGACUGAGUUCCGAUCAAAACCGCUGCUGUUGGGCGCAGCCAUUUUCCUGUCACAUUAUCACCGCAUAGGACAAACUGCUGGCGGUGUCGUGGUUCAGUUUUCCGGGAUUGAUGCUUUCCGAACUAUGAACUGUUUGCAGCGUGUUAAUCAUCCUUGCGAAAUUUAUUACGAGGAAGAGAGAGAGAACACAGCUUGGGAUGGAAUUGAGCGAUGUCGGAAAAGCUGUUCUACUUUGUCUGCGUCUUGUGGGCUGCGUCAUCUGAUUUGGGCGAUGGAUGAAACGACGGAUCCGAUGUUGGUGCUGAUAAACGAGCUUCGUCAAGAAGAUGCCAAUGACCGUGUUCGGACGAUGAAGAGUAUUUCUUGUUUUGCUGUCGCGUUGGGACCGGAAAGAACACGCUCUGAGCUUGUGCCAUUUUUUGCGACGAGCCUGUACGAUGACGAUGAGGUCAUGUUCACGCUUGCGGAAGAAAUACCAUCCUUCUUUGAUCUCAUUGGGGGACAGGAUCACGUCACUUGUCUCCUUCCGGUUCUCGAAAAUAUUUGCGGGUGUGAGGAAGAGGUCGUGAGGAAUAAAGCUGCUCAGUCUCUGAAAAUACUGGCUGCGAAGCACACACAUGAUCAAUUACAAGAUGAGUUUGUUCCUCUCGUUCUUCGCCUGGCUGCGAGUGAGGACUCAUCAGCCCUCCGUGCUGCUGCUUGUAAUCUCAUCCCGGUACCUUACAAAUCUGUGACAGCAGAAGAAAGCAGAAUUGAAUUGCGCAAAAUGAUGAAACAACUGUGUCGCGAUAAUUGUAUACCAGUGCGUUGCGAAGCCGCGAAACAGCUGGGCACUUUUGCACAGUGUUUGGAGCUCAGCUUGGUGAUCUCGGAUGCCCUGUAUUCAUUGAAAAUCCUCCUGAAGGACGAUCACGAAAAGGUCCGAAUCGAAUCCAUGGAGUCGUUCAAGGUUAUUGCCAGCCUGCUUAUCAGCAGCUGUGUCAUGAGUGAAGCGGAGUUGCUUCAGUACGUUUCCGAACUGGCUGUGGAUUCUUCUUUCGGUGUCCGCUGCAGACUUUCCGAAAUCUUGCCUUCGCUCAUAACCGUCGUUGAAAGCCAGGAAUCCGUCGCGAAUCUCGUGUCGCAGUUUUGCGUGCUGAUGCGUGACAAUUGUGUCGAAGUGAGGCUCGCUGCUGCGAGUCAAGUGACGGAGUGCUGUGAGGCACUUCCUGCCGCGAGCCGAGAGGAUCUGAUGCUGAACAAGUUCCUUCCCGGGAUAGUUUUGUUGGCAGAAGAUAACAGUGAUCACGUGACGGGUGCGUUGUCGAAUGUGAUUCUGGGAAUGUUGACUUUGCUCGGGAAAGAAUUCAUGGCGAAUCACAUGUUGCCGAUUUUGCGGAUGCAGUUGCUGUGCGAAACGAAUUCGGAUGUCCGGCUGAACAUCGUUUCCAAGAUCGACGUCAUCUGCGAAGCAGUUGGAACGCACCACUUCCAAACCACGCUGCUGCCGAUCGUAAUUGAGAUGGUGAAGGACACAAAAUGGCGGAUAAGAGCCGCCAUUAUUGACUCAACUAUGUUGCUGGCGGACCAACUCGGCGCUGAUGUCUUCAACGAAAGAAUCCUGAACCUGUGUCUAAUGUGCUUAUUGGAUCCGGUUGCAAGUGUUAGGGAGAGAGCUGCAGGAAUCUUGAAGCAGAUUAUCCUGAAAUUCGGGCCUGAUUGGGCCCUAGCAAACAUUGUGCCCAAACUAACUGCCUUAGGAUGUUCUGGAAUCUACAGGGAGAAGAUGGUAUUUUUGACGGUGGUUGGAGAAGUGGCAGAAGCAUGUGGCGCCAACACUACCUCAGCAAUACUCGUUCCUCUGGUCUUGUCCUUGGCCUCUGACCAAGUGCCAAAUUUGCGCAUGGUCGUCGCAAAAACCCUGAAGCGCAUUUUCCCCGUAGUUGGGGAAGAAGUCAUGUUGACCAUGGUGAAUCCGAGUUUGCAAGUUUUGCUCAGCGAUUUGGAUCGCGACGUGAGGUUCUUCGCGUCCGAAGCGAUGGAGGCAAUUGCGGGAUUCGCUGGUGGAGAGUUUAGUUUCCGACGAGGAUCUGAUGAGGCUGAAGUCUUCGAUGCUGAGCCACAGGCCCAGUCUUCUCGUUAUUCUGCAUCGGAAGCACAAUGCCUAAGAACGCAGAAUUUCCCGCUGAUGGACGAAAGGAACAUCAACGCAAAGGCAAUCAAUGUCGGAAUAAUAUCGGGGAUCGAAGUGCCCGACACGGGGAUAAUAAUGCGAGCCGUCGACAUCGAACUUCGAUUUAUAAUGGCUGACAAAGUUUUAGCACCCUCGGACGUGGGUGAAGAGCUCUGGCUAGAAACGGGAGGUAAGGGAGAAUAUGAGCAAUCUUCAGCAGAUUUUGUGGUGUGCGAAAAUGCUUGGGGAUCUUCUGGACGUCGCGUGACUCUGGCUAGUAACAUUCCUGCUCGGGAACGGAGAACAAUCGGAACGGUUGUUGCCAAUGCGCGAGAAAUGUGCAAAUCGCCGCCAUCUCGUUUUUACCCGAUGACGCAAACAUUCGAAGCGAAUCGCACCGGGAGCAGCUCGUCUCAACGUAAACCCUCGUCGAUGUCGAUCAAAUCCUCUCACAAUCAGUCGAAAGUUCCUGGAUCCGAACAAGAUUCGACCUGGGACACGAAAGCGAGCGUUAAAACUGCAUCAGUGUCGCCAGGAUCAUCAACGAAACCCAUCUCUGGACCCUCUCGCUUCUUGAUGUCGAAGGCCGAAUUCCCGUCAUUGUCCGAGUCGUCGUCGACCACAGUGACGAAUAAAAAUCCGAUGACGAUUUUCAGGAAUGCUGCUGAAGCCUGGGGAGCAAGUGCAUCUGUGAAAAAUGUCGCUUCGACUGUUUUGGAAUCGCCUGCGGAUUCUGAGGAAAAUGACGAAGAAGGCGAUGGUUUGAAGCAAUUGACGCCCAUUCGGCUGCGGCUUUCGUCGUAUGAAGGAAUCAUGGAGGCGGCGAACUGGAAAAAAGAUGGCGGAGAGCAGGAAAACGAAGAUGAGGAUGACGAUGACGUUUUCUAUGACUGCAACAGUACUUCGCAAACCCGAGUUUUGUCUGCAUCCCAAGAAGAGUUGAUUGUUCGUUCAGCGUUUGCGGAUUUCAGAGGGAGGAAAGUGAGUUCUACUGUGAACAGCAUCGAACAGGAUUUUGCUGAAGUAUCUAGUCGCCCGAAUUCUGUUUCACAAUUGCCUAUCAGUAAUCUCACCGAAGACCAGACCAAGUUACGAUCCAUUUCCGACAGCAGCUUCUUCCUGGGCUCUUUUGUCAAUCAGAAAAAAUCUGAUAAUACGAAAUGGAAGCACGCUGAAACUGUUUCACGGCAUCUGCCAGCUGUGAAGCGGGAUGCGGAAUCUUCCGAUGAUGGCGCAAGUUUCGAAGCGUCGAGUGACCCGUUGUCGAAGAGACAUCAGCAGAAGCUUGGAUUUGAAACCCCUGUUCAAGGUACACCUUUCCUACGACAACGGCAGUAUCAAAACAAUGGGGCAUUCUUGCCAGUGAGUGGUCUUGGUGUUAGAAGUGGUCCGCAUUAUUUGCCUCAUCCGGAUUCGUCCGUUGCGCGUCUGAGGAAUUACGUACCUCCGUGGACUUCGCAAAACAAUUCGUCUCCAGAUGUUCUGCAACGAAGAAGCCAAGAGCAAAUGUUCCAACCUCACCCUGCGUCAGCAGUAGGCUUUCCCAGCAAUGGCAACGGAUUUUAUUGCGAUUCCAGGAACCCUCUGAUGCGCUUCAUGCCUGUUCCGGUGCGUCACAACGCGAUGAUGUUUCCAUGUCAUCAUCACGUUCAUCCGCAGCAUAGUCAGCCAUUUUAUCCUCGCUCGACUUCGCUGCAACAUACGGCGAUGAUGAGGAGAAAGUCAUUUCCGACCCACGAUCACCAUCAAGUGUUGCCAUCGCUUGAAUUUGGUGGACGACAUCAGAGUUCUUCCGGUUGUGAAAUGACUACCCACAAUGUUCCUCUGUACAUUAUGAACCAACGGAACACGUAUGCAGAAUCCAUUCGACGUUCAAGUGAGGGACCUUCUCAGAUCCUGAAUGCUAUUUCUCGUUGUGGAAGCAACUCUCAGAAUUCAGUGUCAUUACAAACAUCCGUUUUCAUGGAGAAUGCGAGCGUGAAGCCUGCGGUUCCUGAACAAUUUCAAGUUGAUGGAAAGCCCAGAGGAAGGGAGAUUCUGAAAUCGAAUCUUGGCAUCAAUCCUAUCCCCCAUCUGCUUCCAGAGAUCGAUUACUCUCGCAUGGGAACCAGUUGUUUGUUCUUCUGCUUUUUCAUGACAUUUUACCAAGAUGAGCGUCGUAUGCAAAUUGCCAUUGAAUUGUACAAGCGAGGUUGGCGUUAUUAUAUCCCCGAAGGAACGUGGUUCAUUAGCCUCGAUGAAGAGACACCAAUUCGUCGUACCCCGGGGUUCAAAGGCACGCAUGAAACUAAAAACGUUGCGAUUUUCGAUCCGAAUAAUUGGCUGACGUUCAUGUUCCUCAAUUUUCGAGUGGACUUAACGCAAAUUCAAGAUGCUCCGCCUGGGAUUUAUGGAUUGAAUGAUGUGCCUAAAGAAAGCGUAAAGCAGGGCCAAGACGUUGACGACAGAAGCGCCCAAAAAGAGUCCCCAAAUUCCUCCGAGUUCACCCAAAAACUGCGCCAUUUCGUAAGCCAAAUGUUCUUCCACCACCUUGACGCGACUGUCUCCGAUUCCGAUGCGGAUUUUUGCCUUGGUCUCACCACCAGGAUAUGGUUUGCAUUCGUUGUCCGUGGCCCCGAAAGCGCAAUAAGUGACCUGAGCAACAACCGGCAUUGCGACAAAGCGGAAAAACUCGUCCAAAUAAGAUGCAUUAAUUUUCGCCAAAUUGUACAUUUGCGGAGCAGACAC